GAAUAUUUGGUUUUCGAAUUCAAUCGUAAGGAAUUUGGUUUUGAAUUUUGUUUUUCUGCGCGUGUAAUAAUGUUGACAAGUUUAGAACAUCUAAUUUUUGACUAUAAAUCGGGCACCAACAUCGUGAGCAAUUAGUUAUUGUUCAAGUGAUUGGACUAUAAACAUGUCUAAGCAAUUGAUGGUUUGUUUGAUUCUGGUUGCGGUUUUGGGAGACCAAUUCAUGCAAACUGAGGGUGGGCCUGGGAAUGGUCUUGGACUGCUUAACAAAAUGAAGGGAGCAGUAGGACAAGUAAACCAAAAAGACGAAAGAGGCCGAACAGCUCUUCAUGUCGCUGCUGAGAAUGGUAAUUUGGACGACGUUGAAAAGCUAAUUGAAAAAGGAGCCAAAGUUGAUUCGACAGACAAAAAACAGCGCAAACCUCUUCAUUUGGCUGCUAUGAAUGGACACAAUGAUGUUGCUGAGAAGCUUAUCAUGAAAGGAGCCAAAGUUGAUUCGACAGACAACGAACAGCGCAAACCUCUUCAUUUGGCUGCUAUGAAUGGACAGAAGGAUGUUGCUGAGAAGCUCAUCAUGAAAGGAGCCGAAGUUGAUAUCAAAGAUGCCCAUAAGCGGACAGCUCUUCAUUAUGCUGCUGAGAAUGGUCACGCGAAUGUCGUUGAAUUUCUCAUCACGAAAGGAGCCAAUAUUAAUUCGGAAGAUUACAUUCAUCAGACACCUCUUCAUUUAGCUGCUGACAAUGGACACAAGAAUGUUGCUGAGAAGCUUAUCAUGAAAGAAGCCAAAGUUUAUGUUAAAGACUAUUUAAAUCGGACACCUCUCCAUUAUGCUGCUGUUAAGGGUCACAAGGAUAUCAUUGAUAUGCUCAUCACAAACGGAGCCUAUAUUAAUUGUGAAGAUCACAAUAAUCAGACACCUCUUCAUUUAGCUGCUGAGGAUGGUAACUUACAGAUCGCUCAACUCCUUGUGAACGAUGGAGCCAGUGUUACUGUUGAAGACUUUUCUAUUCAGACACCGUAUCAAAUAGCUGCUGCUCGUAUCUCACGAAAUGAAAAAUACAAGAAGGUUGCUGACUAUCUUAAGGGGAUUGAAGAGGAAAGGCACAACGGACAUUAG
Sitodiplosis mosellana (orange wheat blossom midge) is the source of this 1114-nucleotide messenger RNA. Its product is annotated as ankyrin repeat, PH and SEC7 domain containing protein secG-like. Lineage: Eukaryota; Metazoa; Arthropoda; Insecta; Diptera; Cecidomyiidae. Gene Ontology annotation, cellular component: nucleus; cytoplasm. Gene Ontology annotation, molecular function: protein binding. The transcript is spliced from 12 exons. The record is from RefSeq and is a predicted model, not a curated record. Bases 164 to 1114 code for a protein of 316 amino acids.